AUGACCAUCUUCGACACCUUUCCCUCCUCAACCAAAAGCUGGUUGAACUUGAGGUGUGGUGACGGUGACUUUAGUGCCCACACGCUCUAUCGCGCGGUGGCGGCUCCAACCAACUCGUCACCAUCCUCGCACAGUUCCCAACCCUCAGAUACAGGCGCAGCUUCAAUGUCACAGACAACACAGAAAUCGUCGGAUACCGGCGAUGAUAAGACAACGGUCAAUGUCUUGGGCAUCGUAUUGGGCGUUGUUCUGGGUCUUGCGGUGGUUGCUGUUCUAGGAUUUCUGGCCCUCCGCAAACGGCGCAAAGGAAAAGGAAGUUCCGGACUACCACCAGGUGGUGAUAAUGGAAGCUCAAACCGGCUUUUCGAUAACGGCAAAACCAGCUACAAUCGCUCUCAGAAAUUCUCCUUCCACCGCGGCACUUCGGCUGAGACCGGAAGGUCUGCACCAACUCCAUCUCCAUCGAAUGUCAUCAACUUGAGCAUCGGGGGAAGUCGUGGCUCAGGGUUUGCACAAGUUAAUGGUGGAAACGUCCACGGCCUAAACUUGGGCAUUAACAAUCCCAUCCCGCCGGCUGAGUACAACGACGGUAGCAACGUACAAAGGCCCGAUUUUACCCACCAUCAGACUGCUCCUGCUGCGCCCAGGGGGGAUUCCCCGAGCUCAGGUGCUUUGCUCGUUCCUCUGAUGGGUUUUCGAACUCAAAGCGCUCCUGGGAACGUCUACCAGCUACCCACAAAUUCCCCACCUACCCCUGAGCUCGGUAGUUCGCGGCCGCUGUUGCAGAGACAGCAAAAUCUUACGGGGCGUGUCAUUGAAGAGACAGAUGCGAUAGAGAUGUCUGCUAGUCCCAUCCACACCUAG
This is a messenger RNA of Sordaria macrospora k-hell, 864 nucleotides long. RefSeq lists its product as uncharacterized. The record is from RefSeq and is a predicted model, not a curated record. Lineage: Eukaryota; Fungi; Ascomycota; Sordariomycetes; Sordariales; Sordariaceae.